Messenger RNA from Jaculus jaculus (lesser Egyptian jerboa), 939 nucleotides. Its product is annotated as olfactory receptor 52E8. Bases 1 to 939 code for a protein of 312 amino acids. Gene Ontology annotation, molecular function: olfactory receptor activity; G protein-coupled receptor activity. Gene Ontology annotation, cellular component: membrane. NCBI's taxonomy places the organism in Eukaryota, Metazoa, Chordata, Mammalia, Rodentia, Dipodidae. Gene Ontology annotation, biological process: G protein-coupled receptor signaling pathway. The transcript has a single exon. The record is from RefSeq and is a predicted model, not a curated record.
AUGCCUCCUCCCAAUGACACUGAGUCCCACCCUUCUUCCUUCCUGCUGCUGGGGAUUCCGGGACUGGAAGCUGCACAGCUCUGGUUUGGCUUUCCCUUCUGUGCCGUGUAUCUGAUCGCGCUCGUUGGGAACCUUGUCGUUCUGUUUGUGAUCUGGACUGAGCAUAGCCUCCACCAACCCAUGUUCUACUUUCUGGCUAUGCUGUCAGUCAUUGACCUGAGUCUCUCGACAGCCGCCAUCCCCAGGAUGCUGGGCAUCUUCUGGUUCAGGCUCCAGGAGCUGUGCUUUGGGUGCUGUGUUGCUCAGGUCUUUUGUAUCCACUUCUUCACAGUCAUGGAGAGCAUUGUCCUUCUUGCCAUGGGCUUCGAUCGCUAUGUGGCAAUUUGCAACCCUCUCAGGUACACCAUGAUCCUCACCAACAGAAUCAUUGCUGGGAUAGGCGUGGUCAUGGUGGUGAGAAGCCUGUGCAUGAUUGUUCCCAUCAUUUUCCUCCUCCUCAGGCUGCCUUACUGUGGACACAGAAUCAUCCCUCACACCUACUGUGAGCACAUGGGAGUGGCACGUCUGGCUUGUGCCAGCAUCAAAGUCAAUGUCUACUUUGGUCUUGGGAAUAUUUCCAUCUUAUUUCUCGACGUGCUUCUUAUCAUCGUGUCCUACGCCAGGAUCUUACACACUGUCUUCCACCUCCCUUCCCAAGACGCCCGCCUGAAGGCUCUGAGCACCUGUACCUCCCAUGUGUGUGUCAUCUUAGCCUUCUUUGGCCCAGCUCUUUUCUCCUUUCUCACUCAUCGCUUUGGCCAUAACAUCCCGCAGUAUAUCCACAUCCUCCUGGCUAAUCUCUACGUAGUGAUCCCCCCUGCCCUCAACCCUGUCAUUUAUGGGAUCAGGACCACACAGAUCCAGCAGAGGGUGAAAAGUCUUUUUGUCAAAAAAGACUGA